AUGUUUCCCCCAAAAGUUGUCCUCCUUCUAGUCAUCCUCAGCGCCCCUUUGACAUGGGGGCAACGGAACAAGAAGCCACCGCCACAAAACCCCAUCGAUAAAAUACAAUCUGUGACUAACUUUGACAUCAAUAAGUUUGCAGGGAAGUGGUAUCUGCUGUCUGUUGCGUCCGAGUGUAAUUAUCUGAAAACCAACAACCAUCGUGUGGAGGCCACACUAAUCAAAGCAUCCGCUUCCAAGACCUACCAAGGAGUGGAAGUCUUGUCCAUCAGCACAUUCAGAGAGCUGGACGGCAUUUGUUGGGAGAUUAAACAUGCUUAUGAGACAAAGAAGAUCAAGGGUCGAUUUAUAUUAAAAGCAAAGGGGUACCUGGGGCAGGUGGAUGUGGUGCUAGCAGAGACAGACUACCAGAACUACGCCAUAUUGUAUUAUCAGCGGAGGAACAAGAUCACCUUGAAACUGUAUGGACGGAAGACAACAGCAACGAAUGACAUCUACAGGAAGUUUGAUGACCACGCCACGAAGCAGGGUAUAGAGCUAGAAUACAUCUAUCCAUUCCCAGCAUACGGUUUCUGUGAGACUGCAGAUCGGUUCCACAUUCUUAACGGUAACAUUUUGUGA
This is a messenger RNA of Nanorana parkeri, 621 nucleotides long. RefSeq names its product complement C8 gamma chain (gene C8G). Gene Ontology annotation, cellular component: membrane attack complex. Gene Ontology annotation, biological process: complement activation. Lineage: Eukaryota; Metazoa; Chordata; Amphibia; Anura; Dicroglossidae. The transcript is spliced from 6 exons. The coding region runs from base 1 to 621 and encodes 206 amino acids. The record is from RefSeq and is a predicted model, not a curated record.